GUUAAUCCUGUCAAUUAUCUGUCAAAAUUCCACAUCAAUAUUUUCAAUGAUUCGUGCGUGAAUUUUUAUCGUUUAAUAUUAAAUUAAUUUAUUUUAUAACUAUAAAACUAUUAUUAAUGAAAAAGAAUAUUUCUGAAUAAAAUCAAUAAUAUGUAAUAUAAAGUGUUUAUGAUGACAAAUUAAUGUUAUCGAAUAAAUAUAUUUUCUCUACUUUAACAAUAAUAAAAAAAAGAAAUGGCAACUGCUCAAGGAACUCCAGAAUCCGAUACCGGUAGUUUUGAAUGUUUUCAAAAUUAUACAGCACCGGAGGUAUUUAUUCAAGGUUUUGCUGGAAUUGUCGAUCAACAGGAUGUUGAAUCAAUGAUUCGUGCUCAAAAGCAAAUGUUACAGCGAUUUGAAAAAACAAACGAAAUGCUGACAAAUUGUAAUCAAUUAUCAGUGAAUAGAUUGAAAACUGCGGGCACAGAAUUUAAAAAGCAUACAGCACUUUUAGUUGAAAUGAAAAAGGAUUUGGAUUAUAUUUUCAAGAAGAUAAGAUUAAUAAAAAAUAAACUUAAUCAACAAUAUCCUCAAGCUUUUAGUGAAGCUGUAAGAAGUAGUUUGGCAGAGGAAGUAAUUGUUGAGGAUUGUGCAACAAAACCUUUAGAACCUGAAAUUAUACCUAUGCAAACAUCAGCAAUAAAUCCAGUUCCAGAUCCGGAUUCAGAUGUUCCCGUCGAGGAGUUUCAGUUUGAAAAACUACGCAAAAGGCGGAUCAAAAGCAAUGACAGUUCAUCAACGGACAGCAACAACGAUAAUGUCGACACAUCUUCCUGCACUUCUGACACUGGUUAGUCACAUUUAAAACAAACAAAAAAAAAAAAAAACAA
Molecule: messenger RNA, 869 nt
Organism: Leptopilina boulardi
Lineage: Eukaryota; Metazoa; Arthropoda; Insecta; Hymenoptera; Figitidae
Product: kxDL motif-containing protein CG10681
Exons: 4
Coding region: 235-834 (199 amino acids)
Biological process (GO): lysosome localization
Cellular component (GO): BORC complex
Source: RefSeq, a predicted model, not a curated record